Molecule: messenger RNA, 1099 nt
Organism: Nymphaea colorata (pocket water lily)
Lineage: Eukaryota; Viridiplantae; Streptophyta; Magnoliopsida; Nymphaeales; Nymphaeaceae
Product: BURP domain-containing protein 5-like
Exons: 3
Coding region: 13-963 (316 amino acids)
Source: RefSeq, a predicted model, not a curated record
GUUUGAGCCUAAAUGGAUAACAUGAUCUACUACUUCUCGCUCUCAAUCCUCUUCCUGCUCGUUGGGGCCAGAAACGAUGGCGCUUUUACCAUAAGUUCAUAUUGGAAUGAGGUCUUCCCCAGAACCCCCAUGCCCCAUGCCAUUCGAGCUCUCCUGCCAUCCUUCUCAAUGAUGCCAAGAUAUGGUGGUACACCUUGUCGUUGUGCCUGGGGUGGAAGGUGGGGUGUGUUGGGGCACAACCACGAUCAAUCUAAGCGUAAUUGGUCACCGAACCUUGCACCUCUAUAUUUCUUAAGGGACGACCUCCACCCUGGUAGCAAGAUGAACGUCACCAUAAUGAUCAGCCCGACAAUGGUAGAUGGUUCUAAAGGUGGUAUCAGCAUUGAGCCAACCUUCUUGCCACGCCAACAAGCUCAAGCAAUUCCCUUCUCCACCUCCAAUCUCACUACCAUCCUUAAGACGUUCUCCAUUCAACCCCACUCUGAGUACGCAUCUUUUACAAGGCAAACGCUUCAAGAUUGUGAGGGGCCUGCACUUAAAGGAGAAGUUAAGUACUGUGCAACAUCUCUGGAAUCCAUGAUCGAUUUCGUUGUCGCAGAACUCGGAAGCCGUGAGAUUCAUGCAGUCGUCACUUCCGUUGUUAACAAAGAGGAGAAGGUGAAGGCGAGGACUUACAGAGUAGGUGAUGGAGGGGGGAAAGUGAUGUCUUCCAAAGUUGUGACAUGCCACGACGUCACGUUUCCUUAUGCCGUCUUCUACUGCCACAAUUUCCAGGGCACAAGGCCAUACAUGGUUCCAUUGAUUGCUGAUGAUGGUAGCCGAGUAAACGCCAUUGCUUUGUGCCAUUUUGAUACAUCAAAUUGGAACCCUGGACACGCGAGCUUCCGGUUGCUGGGUGUGAAACCGGGAACUGUUCCCAUUUGCCACUUCAUUCUAAAGGAUCUCGCCUGGGUCCCCAACUGACCUUCAUGCCACCUCCUUAGUAUGAGCCUGCCAUGUCCUAAUGAUAAACUUGAAUGUACCGAUAGAAAAUAAAAUGGAAUUGAUCAAGUAGCUUGCCUUAUGUCUGCGACUCUUUGCCGUCAGACUUGUAGCCCAA